Messenger RNA from Cooperia oncophora, 399 nucleotides. NCBI's taxonomy places the organism in Eukaryota, Metazoa, Nematoda, Chromadorea, Rhabditida, Trichostrongylidae. The record is from the annotation of a GenBank genome assembly.
AUGGACGCAAUAUUCAGAUCCUUCGAGCCUUUCGUGCGCAUUCUCAACGAGACGUCACUUGUUGGUGCGCAGAUGUGGUGUUUGUGGGGUGUAAACCACGUGCUUUCUCAUAGUGACGCCAAUUCUGUUUCUAUGGGAUACAUGACAAUGCUCAUGGAAUCUGAUUUGCUUGAACAUUGCAUCCGCCUGUCGAAGAACACAACCGUCGAUGAAGGUGUGCGGGCGCUUGCCAUUCAGAUUGAAAUCAGAUGGCUGGAACGUGCUGUUCAUGGUAUGCGAGUCGACGCAGCCCUCACUGAUCAGCACUUCGAACAAAUUGUUCCAGAAAAGGACGUAAACACUCCGAAUUCACUGGUUCCCGAUCAACGUAUUCGAAGGUCCGAGCGGACAGGUGUGUAA